Molecule: messenger RNA, 1173 nt
Organism: Aureobasidium namibiae CBS 147.97
Lineage: Eukaryota; Fungi; Ascomycota; Dothideomycetes; Dothideales; Saccotheciaceae
Product: alpha/beta-hydrolase
Exons: 2
Coding region: 1-1173 (390 amino acids)
Source: RefSeq, a predicted model, not a curated record
AUGAUCUCCUCAACCUUGUUCAGCCUCGCCUCUCUUGCGAGCGUCGCCCUCGCGGCGACUGACUGUACUGGCAUCAAUGCUAUUGCACCUGGUUGUGCCUCGCAAGAAGCAUCACACCAACGUGACUUCUUCUACAUUGGAGGACGUUACGUAGCUGGAGCCGCUGGCAACCUCACCUAUGACCAACUCUACGUCGAGAAGUUGACUCCUGCGACUGGCGUGAACCAGAGUCACCCCGUUGUGCUCUUCCACGGAGGCGGUACUUCUGGAGUGUGGCUAACUGGACAGACAUGGCUUAACACACCUGAUAAUCGCAAGGGCUUUGCCUCCCAUUUCCUAGACUUUGGCUACCAAGUCUAUAUCGUCGAUCAGACUAGUGUUGGUAGAGGUAGCGCAGAGAACCUUGUCGACUACGUUAUGCGUAUCGGAUCUACCGCCGAGAUCACCGAGAAGGGAUUCACUGCUCCUGAACUCACUAACGCAUACCCACAAUCUCAGCAGCACACUCAAUGGCCCGGCUCAGGAGUAAAGGGCGAUCCCGUCUUUGACGCCUUCGAAUCAACAUUUAUUCCUUUGACCAGCAACAUGACUGUCCAGGAGCUUUCUAUGAGAUCUUCGGGUUGUCAACUGCUUUCUCUUAUUGGCCCUUCAUUCCUAGUCUCUCAUUCAAUUGGAGCUUUGCACCCUCUGCUCUUGUCCAACGAUUGCCCUUCUUUGGUCGCCGGCAACAUUAAUCUGGAGCCUGGAAACAUUCCCUUCCAAUCGUAUGUCGGAAAUGCUACCUCAUCUGUUGGCCGCACUACCGCUCGCCCCUGGGGCAUGACGAAUACCUGGGUCACAUACGAGCCUGCUAUCAACGGUACUUCCGAGCUUACUCACGAGCUCGUUGGAGACGACACACCUGCCAAACGCAGCUGCUACAUGCAGACUGGAACAAUUCACAAGCUCACAGAGAUCGCUAAAGUCAAGUACGUCGCACUUACUGGCAGUGCUAGCCCUCAUAUCACAUACGAGCACUGUGUUAUCGACUUCCUGCAACAGGCUGGUGUGCCUGCCGAAUGGAUCAAGCUUGCUGAUAGAAGCAUUCUUGGUAACGGUCACUUUGGCUAUCUUGAGAAAAACAGUGAACAGAUUGCUGAUGUCGUUCACGAAUGGAUCCAAAGCAACUGCUAA